AACUUGUUGGGGCUCUUCGACUCUGGAGAGGCAGCAUGAGCUCGUGGCUCGAGACGCAACUCGAAAAGUGCUUCUUCGCCGCCAAGAACGACUUGAACUACUACUCGUGCCUCGUCAACGCCGGCGUCUUCUCGUCGUCGACGUGUGCGCUCACGUGUGCAGACGGCGCGGCGUCCUGCUGCAGCACAUCGGUGGCCGCAACGCAAUGCGCCGCCCAGCCAUCAACACGCGCGUGCAAGGUGCUCUUCGAUACGUACCUCUUUGAACCGCUCGGGUGCGCCUCCCUCUCUCGCGCUGCGAUCGUCGCCAUCAGUCUCGCCGCGCUGCUCUUCCUCGUUGGGCUUUUCUGGCUGCUCGUGCGCUGGCGCAAGCAGCGCGCGACCAAGACGUCCCAACGCUACGCGAGCUACUUGCGCUUGGAACGCCAAGUGCGCAUCUUGGUCUGGAAGAACUUUCAACUUAUCAAGCGCCGGCCGUUCCGCGCGCUCUUCGAGUUGCUGCUGCCGCUCCUCCUUGUCGGUGCGCUCGUCGUCCUUGGCUUCCUUCCCACGUUUGCGGCCUCGUCGUCCGAUGAGUUUUGGAGCACUCGGUCGAACUGCGAUGGCGAGCUCGACUGCACGACUGUGUUGCUGUCAACGUGCUUGGCCAACCUCCCGCGGCUUCUCCAGACUGGCGCGCCUUCGUCCACGUCGUCAACCUUCUACACGAGCGGGCAGCCGGUCUUUGGCAUGUUCUUCCUCCUCUCGUACCUCCGCUUUGUGCCGUCGCUCACCUCCAAGAUCGUGCUCGAGAAGGAGAAGCGGCUCACCGAAGGCAUGAAAAUGAUGGGCGUCUCGGACUCGGCGCUGCGCGUCUCGUGGCUCCUUGGUGACCACGUCGUUUACACGUGGCUCGCACUUGCCAUCGCGCUCGAGCUCAAGUUUGGCAACGUGUUUCCGAUGGCCGACCUCGCGACGCUCUUCCUCUUCUUUGCGGCGUUUGGUCUCUCGAUGGUCUCGUUUGCAAAUCUCAUGAGCAUCUUCUUCAACAAGUCCAAGACGGCGGCAAUUGCGUCCGUCUUGGUGUGGGUCCUCGCCUUCUUGCCCUUCUACGCCGUCGACGCCUCGUCGCAUACGUCCAAGUACGCAGCCGCGCUGAGCGCCCCGACGGCAUUUGCGUUAGGAAUCAAAGUGCUCACGCAGCAGGCGCAGCGCGGCACCGAGCCCUACUACAGCAUUGCGUCGGCGCAAGCCACUGGCGGGAGCCGAGUCAGCGACAUGACGUGGUUCCUCUUUAGUGACGCUGUCGUCAUGCUGCUGGCGUGCUGGUACUUUGAGCAGGUCGUACCGCAACAGUACGGUGUGCCCAAGCCCUGGCACUUCCCCUUUCAUCGCGCUUACUGGGCUCUACGGAGCGAAGCGCCGCGCCAGUUUCGCCGCCGGUUCACUGCGCGGUUCACCGACAUCCCCGACUACGAAGCCAUGUCGACACCCUCGAGCAGUGAGGCAUCAAGCAUGCAGCAAGCCAACGUCGAGCCGCCGACGCAAGCGUUGCGUCUCAAGGAGCAGGCCGGCGAGUGCGUCCAGCUCGUCGGACUCCGGAAAACGUUCAAGACCGACGACGGCGACAGCAAGGUUGCCGUCCACAACCUCCAUGUGACCAUGUACGCCGGCCAGAUCACGGCGUUCCUCGGGCACAACGGCGCGGGCAAAACGACCACGAUUUCGAUGCUCACGGGUCUCUUCCCGCCGACCAAAGGCACGGCCUACGUCUUUGGCAAGACGAUCACGGACGACAUGGACGCGAUCCGCGCCAGCAUGGGCGUCUGUCCGCAGCACGACGUGCUCUACGACGAGCUCUCGGUGCUCGAGCACCUCCAGCUGUACGCGGCCCUCAAGGGCAUUGACGACGCAAGCACCCAGAUUGACGCGAUGGUCGCCGAGGUCGGACUUGUCGAGAAGCGCCACGUCGCGUCGGCCAAGCUCUCGGGCGGCCAGAAGCGCAAGCUCAGCGUCGCGAUCGCGCUGCUUGGGAAGAGCCAAGUGGUGUUUCUGGACGAGCCUACCUCGGGCAUGGACCCGUACUCGCGCCGGUUUACGUGGAACGUGCUCCAGCGCAACCGCGAGAACCGGGUCAUGGUGCUCACGACGCACUUUAUGGACGAAGCCGACCUGCUCGGCGACCGCAUCGUCAUCUUGUCGGACGGUCGGCUCUGCUGCGCGGGCUCGUCGCUCUUUCUCAAGCAGCUCUACGGCACAGGCUACAACCUAACGCUCGUCAAGAACAACAGCUGCAACGUGACGGACCUCGUAACAUUUGUGCGGCGCUUUGUGCCCGACACGAACGUGCUUAGCAACGUCGGCGCCGAAGUCGUCUUGCAGCUGCCAACGCACGCAAGUCCGACGUUCCCCGACCUCCUCCGCGCUCUUGACGACGAGUUGGUGGCGCUGGGCAUUCUCGAGUAUGGCAUCUCGGUCACGACGCUCGAAGAAGUCUUCUUGCGCAUUGCCCACCAAGGCGACGUCAAGGGUCCUUCCGAAGCCCUUGUCCAUUGGCGUGAGAGUCAGCGCAACCUGUUCGCAAAGCCUCCUCGGGCAGCCGCCGAAGCAACGCGGCCGCCGUCGUUUCGCCACCAAUACAUGGCCAUGCUUCAGAAACGCUGGCGCGUAUCCCGGCGGGACAAGAAGAACAUGGUGUUUACACUCCUCAUCCCCGUGCUCUUCCUCGGGAUGCUCGCACUUCUGCCGUCCAUUCGAGUCGCGAGCUAUCUCCCAUCGUACGCGCUUGGCGUUAGCACAGAAGAGGUCGGCAACUACAGAGGCUGCAACGUCGUUCUCACCAACUCGACGACCAACUACGAGUGUGCCUACGGUAUCACGCCUGCCGUGUGCCCCAACUGCCAGCCCUUCAUGUACGGCUGCGAAGUGACCAACUACUGCUCGGAGGGCGACAUCCGAGGCAACUCGUCGUACCCGUACUGCGCAAUGCCCGGUGGAUUUCUCCGGAACACCAGCGUCUGCGUCACAGAGUGGUUCAGCCACUGCUCGCUCGGCCUCGGCGACUGCGAUGCAUCCACAUGCUGCGACGCCACGCAGCCGAUCUCGCCGUAUUAUCCGUGCUCGAGCUGCGCAUCCAACAAGUGGCCGUGCUACAGCGGCCGGUGCCUCGUCAAGCGCGACGCCAAGCUCCAAGGCCAGAUCAACACCUUCCUCGCGUCGCUCAUCAUUGUCAUUGGCUUUGCAUUUGUGCCGGCGUCGAUCGUUGUGUUUAUCGUGAAGGAGAAGGACCCGCACCAGAACGCCAAGUACCAACAGCUCGCUUGCGGCUCGUCCGUGUUUGCCUACUGGUUUUCGAUCUGGACGCACGACGUGCUCUUCAUGCUGCUGCCGGUCGGCGUCGCUGUCGCCUUGCUACCGUCGUUUGCGAGCUUUCAGAACGACUCGGCGUCGAUUCUCGGCGGCCUCGCCCUUCUGCUGACGCACGUGCUCUCGAUGCUGCCGCUCGCGUACCUCUUUACGUUUCGAUUUACAAAGCACGCGGCCGCUCAGACGUCGGUGCUGGUGUUCUGCCUCGUCACGGGCGGUCUCCUCAGCAUCAUCUCGUUUCUCUGCCGCUUGAUCGACUUUGAGUUGAUCAAGAACCAGCUCACACUAGCGCAGCUCGACACGCAGUACCUGCGCUGGGUCUACUUGCUCUUUCCCGGGUACGCGCUCACGGACGGGCUCUUCCAGAUUGGCAUGCGCAAGUACGGGAACCCGUUUGGAGGCAUGAGCACAGGUUCAUGUCCGAUCGAACAGUCCUGCUGGAGUGCCAACGUUGCUGGUUGCUGCACAGCCAACUUGUUUGAACUGUCGGUCGCCGGGCGAAGCCUGUUGUACGGCGGUGUCGAAGCGGUGCUGUUUACGCUUCUAGUGCUCUACGCCGACCGACCGACUCGCGCUCGGCCACCGACCAAGGCCGACAACGCCUACCGCGAGCGCGGAGGCUUUCUUGAGCCAGACGUGGCCGCCGAAGCGAUUCGCGUCAUGCAAGGCCGCGCCAGUGGCGACAACGUCGUCUUGCACAAGCUCCACAAACAGUACGGCACCGAGAAGGUUGCGCUGCACCAGCUCAGCCUCGGCAUCCCGAAAGGCGAGUGCUUUGGCUACCUCGGCAUCAACGGCGCGGGCAAGUCGACGACGCUGCAGAUCCUCCAUGGCGCGCUGCAGCCCACCUCUGGCUCGGUCACGGUCAAUGGCCAUCAGUUGCCAACCGAACUCCGCGCAGCGCGGGCCUCGACCGGCUACUGUCCGCAGUUUGACGCACUCCACGACUUGCUCACGGUCCAAGAGGAACUCGAACUCUACGCGCGUCUCAAGGGCGUUGUGGACGUCAAGGGCGCGGUCGCCGCCAAGAUCGACCAGUUUGGCCUGCACGCGUUUGCAGCCAAGCGGACGCAGGGCCUCAGUGGCGGCAACAAGCGCAAGGUGUCGACGGCCAUCGCACUGCUCGGGUCGCCGACGCUGCUGCUACUCGAUGAACCGUCGACGGGGAUGGACCCGGCCGCGCGGCGCGACAUGUGGGACGUGAUUGUCGGCGUUCUGCAAGAGAAGAGUUGUUCGGUGAUUUUGACAACCCACUCAAUGGAGGAGUGCCAAGCGCUCUGCACGCGCAUCGGCAUCCUCGUGAGCGGGCAGCUCAAGUGCCUCGGCACGGCGCAGCAUCUCAAGCACAAGUUUGGCCGCGGCUUUACGCUCGACCUCAAGCUCGAGGCGCUGCCCGAAGAUACUUGGCCUCUGUUGCCAACAGCCUCCACAAUGCUGAGCAUGGACGACAUGGCGGCUCUCUGCGACGAAAUGGACUGUGCACCGCGACUGGAGCGGCUCCAGGCGGACUGGGUCAUCGCCCACUACCUCGAGAAGGACGGCGGCGUCCCCAUUGCCGUGCUUCGGCAGUGGUGGGCGACCGACGAUGCCAGCGACGCGCUCUUGAAGCGACUGGACGCGGACCUCGAAGGCACGACGCUCAUCGAGCAUCACGGCGAGCACUUUCGUCUCCAAGUCGAGAAGGCGUUUGGCCACACGCUCCAGUCGCUCUUUGCGUGGAUGGAAGGCCACAAGGAGGCGCUCUUCCUUGCGCAAUACAGCGUGAGCGACACGACGCUCGAAGAGAUCUUCAACGGCAUGGCCGCGAGUCAGGACGAGGAGAGGCUCAGCGUCCAUGGCCGCCGCCAGCUCGCGCUCCGGGCGAGUAGCCCGCAGUCGGUGCGGUCGUACCACCGGUCAAGUUCGCUGCACAAACUGCCCAUCAAAGCCAAGCCCGUGCUCUGAGCCUACAUUGUCACGUCGACUAGUAACCUGCAUUUAUAUGAUCACCAUGUUUCUGUUCUA
This is a messenger RNA of Saprolegnia diclina VS20, 5348 nucleotides long. RefSeq lists its product as hypothetical. Gene Ontology annotation, biological process: transmembrane transport; lipid transport. The record is from RefSeq and is a predicted model, not a curated record. Gene Ontology annotation, molecular function: lipid carrier activity; ATP hydrolysis activity; ATP binding. Gene Ontology annotation, cellular component: membrane; intracellular membrane-bounded organelle. The transcript is spliced from 3 exons. Lineage: Eukaryota; Oomycota; Saprolegniomycetes; Saprolegniales; Saprolegniaceae. The coding region runs from base 36 to 5288 and encodes 1750 amino acids.